AUGGAGGAGGAGGAUUCGGUAGCCAUUCGCGACAAAAUGGCCGAGUACUCCAAGUUCCUCGAGGACAUUUUGAAACCAGAAUGGGAGGAUGCCAAAUACCGCUUGGAUUUGGUCCGCACUCAGAUUCAUGAAUAUAGAGAGCUCCAGCAAACACUAAUUAAGCAACAAAAGGACUUAACUGCUACGAUAAUGGCAGGCAAAGAACCUGCAGCAGAAGAGAAAAUGAUUGAAGCCGAUGUGGAUUUGGGAAUGAAUAAGACAGUGUAUUGCCGUGCUGUGGCUCCGGCGAGUGACAUUCUCGAAAAGAUCUUUGUUCAUGUGGGAAUGAACUAUCAUGUAGAAUUUCGAAUUGACGAGGCACUUAUCUUUGUAUCAAAGCGAAUCAAGUAUUUGGAGGACAAUCCGCUGGCAGCCAAGCAGGCCAAGUUUGACGAAGUGGAUCACCAUUUGCAGUCGGCGGAAGUAAUCUUUAAGCAACUCUCGACCGAAAUUCAAAGGGGUUUUUAA
Cylindrotheca closterium is the source of this 507-nucleotide messenger RNA. The record is from the annotation of a GenBank genome assembly. Lineage: Eukaryota; Bacillariophyta; Bacillariophyceae; Bacillariales; Bacillariaceae.